Rhagoletis pomonella (apple maggot) is the source of this 899-nucleotide messenger RNA. RefSeq lists its product as uncharacterized. The transcript is spliced from 2 exons. Lineage: Eukaryota; Metazoa; Arthropoda; Insecta; Diptera; Tephritidae. Bases 488 to 799 code for a protein of 103 amino acids. The record is from RefSeq and is a predicted model, not a curated record.
UUGUCGACAAAAUGAUGUCGCUGUCGUUACGUCGUGAAGUUGCAGUCGUCAAAGUGUUCCGAGCUUUACUUUAUGCGUUUAAGCCAAGGUAAUAGUCAGCGAAUAAGAUUUAAUUUUUUAUAUCUCAAGGAAAUUAUUGUUACUUGUGGAACGAAACAGAAGGAAGAUUAAAUGCAGAAGAGUUUUCCAGCGUGUGGAUGGAUUUGAUAGAAAAAAAUGUAGUACCAAAUUCUUUUUGGUUGUUUGUGUUUCCGACAGGGUAGGAAUAGUACCAAAUAAUAGUCCCGGGGGGCAAUUACAGUAAUUUUUUAUAGCGACGAAUGCACAUAUCAAAACCGAAACAGUAUUAUGGCUAAUGCUUUGUUAUCCACAGCUAUAAAUAACAAUAUCAUUAUUGAGCAAAAGUUUCUUGAAGUAGGCCAUACCCAAAUGGAAGCUGAUUGUAUCCAUUCCACUAUCGAACGAGCACUUAAGAAAAGAGAUAUCCAUGUUCCUGCAAAAUACAUUGAACUUUCGUCCCGGUCGCGGCAAAGAUGCUGCUAAAGUAACUGACAUACGAGCCCUACCGUAUACAGCAAGUGGCGACAUACAUUUUAAAGUAAGAUUCUCCAACAAAUGGGAAGUAAUACCGCAAAGAAAAUCCCCAGUAGCUGUUUCCUUGCCGUUUUCUCAUCUUCCGAAUUUAUACGAGAGUAGGCGUAAGAUUGCUCGCAGAAAGUAUGAGAUCUCCAGUAUUUCAAACGAUUACUUCCUGAAGAUUACCACGCCUACUAUAACAAUUUACCUCAUGAUUGAAUAAUAUGUAUCAUACUUUCUGGCAUUAUUGAGUUCCUACUUAAAUUAUCUUAUAUGUGGUCUUUGUACUAUUAAUUUGUAUAGUUACUAAUAUAUGUUUUAUA